Messenger RNA from Microthlaspi erraticum, 1854 nucleotides. NCBI's taxonomy places the organism in Eukaryota, Viridiplantae, Streptophyta, Magnoliopsida, Brassicales, Brassicaceae. The record is from the annotation of a GenBank genome assembly.
AUGGGGAGUAGUGAUGAGCGAAAGGCGAUUGAUGCGUCGGUGGGAGGCUUGGUUUGGGUCCGACGCCGUAACGGGUCAUGGUGGCCGGGUCGGAUAAUGGCUCAUCACGAGGUUCCUGAUGAUUCCAUUGUUUCCCCUAAAUCUGGCACUCCAAUUAAGCUUCUAGGUCGUGAAGACGCUAGCGUGGAUUGGUACAAUCUUGAAAAGUCAAAGAGAGUGAAGGCGUUUCGUUGUGGGGAGUAUGAUGCUUGUAUUGAGACGGCGAAAGCUACUGCAUCAGGCGUUAGCAAGAAGGCUGUCAAGUAUGCUCGCCGGGAAGAUGCCAUUGCGCAUGCUCUAGAGAUUGAGACUGCACACCUUGCCAAAGAUCAACCAGAUGGUUCGUGUACUGAGAAGGCUAGAUUACGAAGACGUGUUUCCAGCAAGGGCAAUGAGGACUCGACUGAUGUUGCAAAGACUGAAGAAACUAGUAUGUCUUUGAGAAAAACCAAUUAUGUCAAAGCUUCUAAGGUGCAGAUUUUGUCAGAGAAGAGAAGAAGAACACCAAAUGACUCGGAAGAGGAUGGGACUGAAGGGAACAAACGAAUGAGAGGGCUUGAGGAUAUUGGAAUUGGUGUGGGAUCGAAAGAAAAAGUACAGGUCGAGGCACUGCUCGAGGCUAAGGAGGAAAAUGGCUCUGAAAGUGAUAUAAGGAUCAAUGGUUCUAUGCCGAAUGGAACUCUUGCCAAUGGUAAUAGCAUGGAUUGCUCUCCGAGUACAGCUAUGGUGUGUGUUCCUGUUGACGAACUUGUCAAUUCGGAUUGUUUGCUUCUUCCAGGGAUCUCUGAAAGCAAAGUUUCUGCUGUAAUUGACAACAGCAACAAUAAAAGCAAUGAGGUUUCAUGUGAGAAUGUUGUUGAAGCAAUCCAUAGCAAGGCCAAAGAGAGUGAAAUCUCCAGGAUAUCAGUUUCGGCAAAGGAUGAAUCGUCCAGUGGAUUAUUUGAUGUUCCAGUAAUUGGAGAAGAUAAAUACUCUGCAGGUAUUUCGACUGCGGCUCUCACAUCUUCCUCACCUAGGAAGGCUCUUGUUUCUGAACCGACGAGGCAAUCUGGUCAGAGCAGUCAUGAUGAUAUGGUGAAAAACGAAGGAAGUAAUGGAUCUGGUUGUACUACAAGACCAGCAGCUGCGCUUAUCAACGGAAUUGAGAUCAGCACUUCAAAGUGGCAGCUAAAAGGGAAAAGGAAUUCAAGGCAGAUGAGUAAAAAGCAAGAAGAAAGAAGAAUUGCUUACGCAGAAGAAGCCAACAACAAUUCUCUAGCUCUCUGUCUCGUCUCUGAUCAUGAGCCACUCGGUGAUUUCAGCUUUGGCACUCAGGCUAUGGGAAGGAAUUCUCAACUGUAUGACGUGAAUAUCGAGGUAAAAGCCAACUAUAAACCUCGGAGUGUUCCGCUGAUUUCCCUGAGAAGUAAACUGAACGGUGUCGCUAUUGUCGGGCACCCUUCAACGGUUGAAGUGAUUGAAGAUGGAUCGUGUGACCGGGUUUUAUAUAGUCAUACCAAGUCACUUGGUGUUCCAAUGGUCAAUGGUGAUGUGAAGCCAAAACCAUCGUGGAACAAGAAAUCCAAGAAGAAGAAACCACACAUUCCUCCACAUAAACCAUCACCAAAGUCAAAGAAACCUUCACCUCUAUCCAAAAAGACAAGGUUCCUCUCUGCUCUAAGUGGUCAGAAGCUGACAGUAAUUAGUAAGGAGAAGGCGAAAGAACAGGUUGUAGCUUGUAUUCCUCUGAAAGUUGUCUUCAGUAGGAUAAACGAAGCAGUGAAAGGCUCAGCGAGACAAGUGCACAGAGCAUUACCAUCUGCAGGCGAUACAUGA